AGUUAUCAGGUUCGAACACUAAAGUCAAUAGAGAUGGAGAGAGUAAGCAACAUGAGUCGAAGAAGUCGUCUGGAAGGUCAAAGAUUGAACGAUAUCAUCUCUCCUAAGAGGAGGCAAUUGUGGAGGUGGUGGUGACAGGGGGCGCCUUGGUCUCCAUUUUCGACGACUUUCACUGCCGGUUGGAUUUGAUGACACAAGUCACAGCUGUGGACCUAUCAUCUUCUUAGGUCAAUCUGGGUUUGAGAGAAGAAGAAGAAGGCCGACGGGAGUAGUAGCAUCAUCCACUCCAGCGUGUAGGUGUCGUCUCGUUGUUGUCGACAGUGAUGAUCAUCACAUGCUUCUCAGCCGUUUGAGAAAAACCCAAAUCUGGGUUUGAGAGAAGAAAAAAAAGGCCGACGAUAGUAGUAGCAUCGUCCACUCCAGUGUGUAGGCACUGUGCUCGCUGUCGUCGAUGGCAACAAUCAUCACAUGCUUCUCGGUCGUUUGAGAAAACCCAAAGCCAAGGUAUUAGCAACAUGAGUCUUGUUGAUGAAAAUUUAUAUGACCAACAAGCAAUUCCAUGUUGUUGAUGGUUAGUUACUAAAAAGAAGAAUUUUAGUAGUGGCAUUAGGAUCCGCCGGAGCCGUUUACCGAUUCUCCUGCCUGUAAUGGUGGGGUUGGCGCUACCGCCGAUGGCCUACAGCUCUUACGCUGUGAAAUCAUUGUUCACUAGCUGUAUUUACCUGUGCCUGCCCCGCGGCAUCCGCUGCACCAGCUCCUCGCCGAAGUGAUUGAAUGCGAUAGUCACCUGCAUCUCGGAAUCCGACCAAUACCUGUCGUCGUGCCUCAGGAGCAUCACCUCGUUGUGAUGUGAGAAAUGGCCGCUGCUUAUGGUGAUUCCGGUUCACCCCAUUAUGGCAUCAGUGAGUCCGUACAGUCCGUGCCGUCGGUAUUAAAAUUUAUCUUAAACA
Molecule: messenger RNA, 950 nt
Organism: Rubroshorea leprosula
Lineage: Eukaryota; Viridiplantae; Streptophyta; Magnoliopsida; Malvales; Dipterocarpaceae
Source: the annotation of a GenBank genome assembly